Bursaphelenchus xylophilus (pine wood nematode) is the source of this 999-nucleotide messenger RNA. The record is from the annotation of a GenBank genome assembly. Lineage: Eukaryota; Metazoa; Nematoda; Chromadorea; Rhabditida; Aphelenchoididae.
AUGUAUGACACUUGCGUCAAAAAGGACAACUGGUGUUUUAAUGUGACCGGAAUGACGGUGUAUUCAACUCAUAACAUUAUUCAUGGUUGUGCUCCAAACUACAUCAAACAGUACUGUGAUGUAAGUAAAAUUGUUUUUCUUUUGUGAGCUAUAUGCCUAAGCGUGUCUCAUUGAUAAUUUUUUGCUCAUAGCUUUUUUCUUUCUGCACGGAAAAUCUCGAUUUUUUGUAGAAACAUUUUAAUUUUCUGCGCAUGAAUCGACCGACCCUAAAAUUUAUAAACCCAACACUGCAAAAAAAGCAUUAAGCAAUUUUGACUUCCCAUCAAUCUCAGAAAUUUCUGAAGGUUUGUCUGUCGCAAAAAUAAUGAGCAGAAUGCCGCUGCGCCGAUCGCGUCGCUGAAGCGAAAAGCAAUUUGAUUUUGACUCGACACAAUUCAUUUUUCAGCGGCGAUGCGAUUUCGGGGGCGACAUCAUUAUUUUCUCGACAGAUAGAUAGUGGAAACUAGUAGCCUCCUUGAAAAGUUUUUGCUCUAUAUUUUAUUGUUAGUCAAUUUUCAUUAACCUUUGCUCUACGUCCUAUGUAGACAGACUUUCUCGACGAAUUUUUGCGAGGUGUACCAAAGUUUAAGCCUAACGUAUUUUACUUAUUUUACGAUGUAGCCCGUCUUCAAUGUUCUCGAAUUGAUGUUUUGACGUUUGUACUGUGCAGAAAAAGCCAUGGUACGAGCGACAGCCAAAAAAAGCCUUUUGCACGGUGCAAAAAGCAAAAAAUUGCACAAUGCAAACAGAACUCGCUUUUUCACGUUCCGCAUUUUGUCGAAAUCGCUCCAGCGACUCUCCGCACGGCCUAGUAUAACACAAAUUAACUUUUUUUUUCAGAAAUAUCGUCCAUUCUCCAACACUGACACCUCAACUUUUUGCAUUCGGUUUGAGGAAGUGGAUCUCAACGGCCGACUCUGUUGCUGCAACGACGUUGAUUUCUGUAACGCCAAUAUUUAA